UCUGACCAACUCUACACUGGAGGUGGGUUCAUUUCAGUGGCAGGUAACAUGAUUCCAGAAUAUUGUUUGGUAAGGCACUGUGGAAUACCUCAGGAUGAAAGUUAUAAAAUAAAUAGUCACCAAAAGAACUAGAACGCAACACACCAUAAACUCAACCACACUUGUAAACAAGAGUGCAUUACCAGGAUCCUGACAGCUGCCCUGAUUUCUCCUCUGUGACCUUGAGCAAAAGAUGUGUGAAACAAAGAACUCAACAGAGGCUCACCCAAUCCCGCUAGGGAUGGCCCUGGGGAGCAUCUCACUGAUCACAGUCAUUAUGAAUAUUUUGGUCCUAUAUGCAGUGAAAACAGAAAGAAAGCUGCAUACAGAUGGGAACCUGUACAUUGUCAGCCUAUCAGUUGCGGAUCUUAUAGUUGGUGCAGCUGUUAUGCCGCUGAACAUUAUGUACCUACUGAAGCACAGAUGGGUACUGGGCAAACCAGCCUGUCAGUUCUGGCUCUCAAUGGAUUAUGUAGCCUCCACAGCCUCCAUCUUCAACCUUUUUAUAUUGUGCCUAGAUCGUUACCGUUCAGUUCAGCAGCCACUCAAGUAUCUCAAGUACCGGACCAAAAGUAGAGCUUUGGUGAUGAUUUCUGGAGCUUGGCUGAUUUCUUUUCUGUGGAUCAUACCGAUUCUAGGCUGGCGUACUUUUACCAAUGGUAGGGAACGGCAAGUGGAAGAAGGGACCUGUGAAACAGAGUUCUCCACAGUCACCUGGUUUAAAGUGUUGACGGCCAUUGUCAACUUCUAUGUCCCAUCUUUCCUGAUGUUAUGGUUCUAUGCAAAAAUAUACAAGGCUGUCCGGAAACACUGUCAGCACCGAGAGCUAAUCAAUGGAUCGUUUCAGUCUUUCUCAGAAAGCAAAAGUAUACAUCGUGAUAAGGUGCAGAAAAAGCAAACCAUUUGCCACCAAAAGCCAAAUAAAGAUAUAAACACGGGUCUUUCAAAAGGAAGCUCUGUAGACCCUUGCUGCAAUGUAAUUCUCUACUUCCCUCAGUCCAAAAGUAUGGGGGCAAAGCUUGAACUCAGCAGCUUUGACAAACCCCCAAAGGCUCUCAUUACAGAAGGUGACAGCAAGGUAGUAAAACUGCGCUGUUUUCCCCUUGCGAUUGCCAAGACUCAGCUAGGACCAGAUAAAGUGGGAAUGAAGUAUGUGCCUGUCAAGAAGAGGUCUUGCUCACAGGCUCCAGAGUUAAGUGACACAUCAGAUGAACACACUUUCAUUGAGGGGGCCCCCUGUAAAAAUGACUCCGAUCUCACCCUGAUCCCAGCAGCUUCUAGUGCUAAGGCAAAAGCUAACAAAGACUCUGCAGGCCUCAGUUACCUGAAGAGCACCUGGUGGAGACUGCGCACCCAGUCUAUGCAAGGAGUGCAUGUGAACAGGGAGAGGAAAGCAGCCAAGCAGCUGGGUUUCAUAAUGGCAGACUUUAUGGUGUGCUGGAUUCCCUAUUUUGUGCUGUUUAUGGUAAUAGCCUGUUGUCAAAGCUGUUGCAACUACAGUUUCCAUAUGUUCACUAUUUGGCUUGGUUAUGUGAACUCCACUUUAAAUCCAUUCAUCUAUCCCCUCUGUAAUGAGAACUUCAAGAAGACGUUCAAAAAGAUCUUUCAUAUUCACUCAUAAUACCUCAUCAGGCUGUUUUUAUUUGGGGUGAAAAAAAAGUGAAUCCAUGAUUUUUCAAAGAAAGAAAACUUUCCAGUUUCAAAGGAAAUUAUGAAUGAGGUAGAAGGCUUUAAAAAUGUAAUCCAUAGAACUAUCAUGUGAAAACAGGAAACACGUAUUUACAUGACAAAUAAGAGGUUUAAAGUUCAAAGUAUUUAAAGGGGAACUGGCUUUGACAAGGAUUCCUGAAAACUCAGGACUCAGUCUCAGGACUGCUAUGCUAAUGUACAUAUUUUACAACUUUUAAGACUUCUUUUUUCCAUUAUGUAGAACAAACUGUAGAGAUGGACAGAAAUCUUCAGUGGUUAUGAGCUAAUUAGAUACGGAAAGGAAAAAGACUUCAGUUUAUAUGUUCACUCUAAUGUUCAUGUUGUCUUCUGUAACUUACUUUUUUUAAAAGUUAACCUGGAGACAUGCUGCUUGUUAAAGGCACAGAUCUCCUACAGGAUAUGGUAUUUCAUGCAGUCAACGUAUGACCCUUGAACUGUUUGAAAAUGUACCCUAUUUAUUUCUAAAUUCCCCCAGAAUCAUGCACUUUUAGAGAUACCGAGUUGCAUUGUCAUUUACUAUAGAAACCUUUGAUAUUGUGUUUGUGUUGAUUUCCAACAGCAUUGUUCAUUUUAUUGGAAAAGAUAUCAAUAUUUUUUCUAUAUGCUAAAUAUUUUACCAUAUUGAUAGACUUCUCAAACCCACUAUACUAUAGUUACCUUUGCUAUAAGAGAAUACAAUUGUUUCUAAACUUGUACUGUAAAGUAGAGGGAGGAUAAUCUACUUUGUCCUCCUUCCUACAACUAGGACAUAGCCCUAGAAAGUUCCCCUAAAGCUGGUGCAAAUAUGCUGCUUCACACAAAGCUGCAUACAGCAACUGAUCUUUACAAGGAAAGUGAAUAAUUAGAGUACAUUUUCCUUUCCCAUCAUUUAAAUUUAAUUGCAUCUUACAAGCCACAUUGUAAUGGCUAUUACACAUUUCCUGAACUAAGCUAUGAAUGGAACACUUGUGCCAGGAAAAAAAGUAGCUUGAUUUAGAAGGACUGGACAGCCUUGCAGUCAGAGGUGACACUAACAAGCUGACACUUGCCUAUGCAUUGGCUGACUCCUUUGCCCCCUAUAGCUACAGUGUACCAAUAAUCCCCAGAAACAGACAUGCCCUUCCACACAAUAGGAAUGAACUCUGCCCCAGUGAGUUCAUUUAGAUAUAGAUUUCUAAAUAUGUAUUAAUUAAAGAUCAGGGGAAGACAAUAAAAUAUAGUUCCUUAGAGCAGUGGUUUGCAACCUGUGGUCCGUGGAGGUCUGCAGACUGUGUCUACAC
This is a messenger RNA of Chelonoidis abingdonii (Abingdon island giant tortoise), 3008 nucleotides long. RefSeq names its product histamine receptor H1 (gene HRH1). Lineage: Eukaryota; Metazoa; Chordata; Testudines; Testudinidae. Gene Ontology annotation, biological process: G protein-coupled receptor signaling pathway, coupled to cyclic nucleotide second messenger; positive regulation of vasoconstriction; chemical synaptic transmission. The record is from RefSeq and is a predicted model, not a curated record. Gene Ontology annotation, cellular component: plasma membrane; dendrite. Gene Ontology annotation, molecular function: histamine receptor activity; neurotransmitter receptor activity; G protein-coupled serotonin receptor activity.